AGAGAGAGAAAGAGGGAAUGGGGGAACGGGAAAUCUAGAACGUGUCGCUGUAAAAUGUGGAGCCACGCUGUCUCCUGCUUGACUGGCUGAGUCGUCUGUCCGCUCCAUGUUAUAGCUGUCAUAAAAAAAGCGAUUCCAAAUCCACUGGGUUGGUUCAGCGGUGUUUACUUGACAUGUUUAGCCUCCCAGUAACCUUGUUAACACGAAGACACGUUUGUUUUUAUUUCCCCACCAACUGACCCACGUUUGAACUCACUGCAAGCAAGAUAUCGUUUUUUAUAACAGAGGGACUUCCACAGAUACAGACGGAGCAGCGUCACCGACUGCAGAGGGAAACGGUAGUCAAGACAGACAACAGGUUAAAGUCUCAUUCUAGAUUAGACAAGUUUAACCAGGGUGCACACUACGUCACUGAACAUCUCCAACUCUCAAAAGGAAAAACGUGUCAGUUUAGCCUCCAAACAACUGUUAUUAAUUCGUAUAGCCUAAUAAAAUACAAUACAAACAACUUAGUUAUUCCAACAAAAUGCUGGAUUAAAGCUUUCACACGAUUGUUUAAUUAUUUAAUUUGACCACAUUCAGCUGUAUUUAAAUGCAUGAGUCGAAUAAAGCAAAGACGUGUGUUGUAAUUUAAACAGGAUUAAGGAAAUGAUUUAAAUUCGGAGCCAACAGCGCUAAUUGAAAUGUGUUGAAAGCUGGUCAAUUAAGACCCGCCCCGGGCAUUACACGCAGAACUCAUCACAUGUAAUGAGGCUAAACUGCGGAAUAUUUGCAACAAAGAACCUUCGGAUGGUUCCUAUUGUUAGAGGUACUUAACACCUUUUCAGAGUUAAAUCCCUGAUUGUGCGUCUGCAACGGGAGGUGGUAUUAAAAUGCGCCUGUAACAAAUGGGGUUUUUGGAGAGGCUGCUACUCCGUGGGCGGAGCGAGAUGACACAACAAUUAAAGAUGAACUUUGUGUGAACUAAUUUCUGUCGCCAAGCCAAAGGUAACAGGAGGCCGAGACCUGGGGAAAAGGGGUAUAAAAAGGCCGUAGAAACACCCAUACGGUUCAGUAGCAAACAAUCUCUUGCUCCACUUAAAAGUCGAUGGUUGGUUUGGGUUACGCGCACUAGUACAAUGGCUUUGAACACGUUGCUGGCGACCCUUCUGUGCACGAUUGUGCUUCCAAUCUUUCUCUUUUUAGUCGCGGUGAAGUUAUGGGAGGUUUAUUUGAUCCGUGGUCGGGAUCCCAGCUGUCGAGCCCCCCUUCCUCCUGGAUCCAUGGGCUUACCUUUCAUCGGAGAGACACUCCAACUCCUUCUACAGAGGAGAAAGUUCCUGCGGAUGAAACGGCAGAAGUAUGGAUGCAUUUACAGAACGCAUCUCUUUGGCAACCCCACGGUGCGCGUCAUGGGCGCGAAAAACGUCAGACACAUUCUGCUGGGGGAACAUAAACUUGUCGCGGUGCAGUGGCCCGCUUCCGUCAGAACUAUUUUGGGAUCGGACACGCUCUCCAAUAUGCACGGGACCCAGCACAAAAACAAGAAAAAAGCUAUAAUGAGAGCGUUCUCCCGGGAUGCCUUGGAGCACUACAUCCCGGUGAUCCAGGAGGAGGUGAGGAGCGCCGUGAGGCAAUGGCUACAGAAGGACUCCGACGUUCUAGUCUACCCCGAGAUGAAGCGCCUCAUGUUCCGCAUCGCCAUGAGGAUCCUCCUGGGCUUCGACCCGGAACAGAUCGAGACCGACGAGCACGAGCUGGUGGAGGCUUUCGAAGAGAUGAUCAAGAACCUUUUCUCCCUGCCGGUAGAUGUCCCCUUCAGCGGCUUGUACCGGGGAUUGAAAGCCCGAAAUUUAAUCCACUCCAAAAUCGAGGAGAACAUUCAGAGAAAAAUAGACAUUGGAAAAGAGGUGAAACACAGAGACGCGCUACAACAGCUGAUCGACAUCAGCAGGAACAGCGACGAGCCAUUCAGCAUGCAGGCAAUUAAGGAGUCAGCCACAGAGCUUUUAUUUGGAGGCCAUGAGACCACUGCCAGUACAGCCACCUCGCUGGUCAUGUUCCUGGGACUCAACCCUGACGUGGUCAACCAACUCAGACAAGAACUGCACCAGCAGGAGGAACGAGGUGUGGAUCUGCUGGGUCAGAAUGUGAACAUGGAGGUGUUGGAACAGUUAAAGUAUACCGGCUGUGUGAUCAAAGAGACGUUGAGGAUGAACCCUCCUGUUCCCGGAGGCUUCAGAGUGGUACUGAAGACAUUCCAACUCAAUGGUUACCAGAUCCCCAAAGGCUGGACCGUCAUCUACAGUAUCUGUGACACCCACGACGUGGCCGACGUGUUCCCCAACAAAGAGGAGUUCAACCCGGAGCGUUUCAUGGACGGAUCCUCCGAGGACUCCUCGCGCUUCAACUACAUCCCGUUCGGCGGCGGCUCCAGGAUGUGCGUGGGCAAAGAGUUCGCCAAGGUCCUCCUUAAGAUAUUCCUGUUGGAGCUGACUCUGCGAUGUGACUGGACUCUAUCGAACGGCCCGCCGACCAUGAAGAUCGGCCCUACGGUCUACCCCGUUGAUAACCUGCCCACUGUGUUCCGCCGUCACAGCCGCACCUAGUGACCAUUAAAAACACACCUCCAUAUUAAAGCUAUGAAAUUGUAAAUAUAUAAAUAUUGUAAUGGGGUUUUUAGAUGAAAUGAUUCAUAUGUUAUACAUAGAGUUGUGUAUAUCUCGUGUUUUAUAGAAACAAACGACACUAUCUGGUGGACCACUGACAUUCCUUUAAAGUGUCUAUGUACAUUUGUUGAUUUGUGUUAUAUAGCUUUUCAUAUCUUACUGCAGCUUAUUUAUAUUACAUGUUGUUGUAUGGACUUUAUUUAAUAAAAACAU
Molecule: messenger RNA, 2861 nt
Organism: Salvelinus fontinalis (brook trout)
Lineage: Eukaryota; Metazoa; Chordata; Actinopteri; Salmoniformes; Salmonidae
Product: cytochrome P450 26A1-like
Exons: 7
Coding region: 1119-2588 (489 amino acids)
Biological process (GO): sterol metabolic process
Molecular function (GO): iron ion binding; heme binding; oxidoreductase activity, acting on paired donors, with incorporation or reduction of molecular oxygen
Source: RefSeq, a predicted model, not a curated record